Molecule: messenger RNA, 2400 nt
Organism: Penicillium subrubescens
Lineage: Eukaryota; Fungi; Ascomycota; Eurotiomycetes; Eurotiales; Aspergillaceae
Exons: 1
Coding region: 1-2400 (799 amino acids)
Molecular function (GO): hydrolase activity, acting on glycosyl bonds
Source: RefSeq, a predicted model, not a curated record
AUGAAGACCGCAUGGGUCGCCGUCCUUCUGGGCGCUUUGCUUCAGGGACAAUCCGCAGUGGCCCACAAGCCAGUCGAUACCAAACCCUGCACCACCACCACCACCAGUGCCAGCACCGGCGUUGAUUGCCACACAAUCCCACAGAAUCUCCUCAUCAAUCCAUCCUAUGAGACUGGCAAGAUUAACCCUUGGGAGAAGCAUUCUAGCUCAGUUUGCUCGCUUCCCCUCGUUGUUGUUAGCGACUCGUCGGAUGAUGGCAACUACGCCAUGAAGAUUGGGCCUCUCCCCGGCUACUGGGCAGUUCAACAAACCGUGAAGGGAUUGAAGAUUGGCACGACAUACACACUGUCUUUUGACUACAAGCCUACAUCUGGAACAUCCUUUGAUCUAUUCCUUGAGCUCGAUGACCAUCUGCUGGCGACUACAGUCUCCCGUUAUACCCCCGGUGCAGGCUGGAAGACCCUCUCCGCUACCUUCAAGGCGACUUCCAAAUCGCAUACGAUGGUGAUCUUGAUCAGCUCCCGGGGUGGAACUCUCGAAGUCGACAAUGCCAAGUUUAUCGGUCCUGAGACCACCCAGGUGUGCACGACCAACACUAUCAGCUCAACCCCGACAGUCGCUCCGACCUCCUCGGCCAUUCCUUCAUCGGUUGCGCCAUCCACUACCCCUGCUCAAGUUGCCUCCUCAAGCACCGUGGUGGCAUCUUCUUCGCCUUUCCAGUCUAUCCCAGUCGUGGUGCCUACCUCCACGCCUGUGGUACUGUCAUCCACCCCAUUGGUGACGAUCACUUCUUCGACUAUUCCUUCGUCGCAGAUCAUUCCAUCGUCUAGCCCUAUCUCCUAUACUCAAAUUCCGGUGUCAGUGCCAUCGUCGUCUCCUUCGGCGAGCCCAUCGGCUCCCCCGUCAUCAGCGAUCCCGUCGUCGGUGGUUCCUUCGUCAGUGGUUCCUUCGUCAGUGGUUCCUUCGUCAGUGGUUCCUUCGUCAGUGGUUCCUUCGUCAGUGGUUCCUUCGUCAGUGGUUCCUUCGUCAGUGGUUCCUUCGUCAGUGGUUCCUUCGUCAGUGGUUCCUUCGUCAGUGGUUCCUUCGUCAGUGGUUCCUUCGUCAGUGGUUCCUUCGUCAGUGGUUCCUUCGUCAGUGGUUCCUUCGUCAGUGGUUCCUUCGUCAGUGGUUCCUUCGUCAGUGGUUCCUUCGUCAGUGGUUCCUUCGUCAGUGGUUCCUUCGUCAGUGGUUCCUUCGUCAGUGGUCCCGUCAUCAGCGCCCUCAUCCUCGGACGUGCCAUCGUCGACGUGGUCUCCGAUUAGCACCCCGCCUGUGUCAAGGAGGCCAAUCUCCACGCCACCCUCGUCUGCCCUUCCCUCGUCUACUAUUCCAUCGACCACUUCUUCGUCUAAGCCUGUGCAGUCUUCUACCACAGUCGAUUUCUCGAGCUCCUCAAUUCCCUCCUCGGUUCCCGGAGGAUCGUCUCCAUCAUCUGCGGUUACCCCGCCGGCAUUCACGACUUCUACAGUUUACAGCACUAGCACCGCAACCAUUACUGCUUGCCCAUCGACAGUUACGGACUGCCCUGCAUCUGACAAGACUACCUUCGUGACAACCCAGACUAUUGCCGUCUCGACCACCGUUUGCCCUAUCACCGAGACCAGCGCUCCCCAACCUACGGCCACAAUUAGUCAGAACAAUGGUGGAGAAUUGACUACUUCCACUGUCUUCAGCACUCGCACUUCCACGAUCACUGCAUGCCCCUCCAGCGUUGUUGACUGCCCAGCAAGACAAAAGACCACAUAUGUCACUACCGAAAUCAUCCUAGUCUCUACCACAAUUUGCCCUGUCGCUGCUUCCGAGGUCACAUCCACAGCUAGUGUUGGUUCAAAGCCAAACGGUUCCUCCGGGGAUGUUGUCACCUCAACUGUAUUGACUACCCGUACGGCCACGGUGACCGCAUGCCCAUCAACAGUCACCAACUGCCCCGCCACUGCAAAGAGCACAUUUGUCACCACAGAGACCUUGGUUGCGUCCACUAUCAUUGUGACAAUUGAGACCAAGCCGACUGCGACCUCAAUUCCUGCCGUGGCUACCGGCGCAGCCUCUGGCUCAAACAGCAAUGGUUCCAACGGUACUGGAGUUGGCGCUUCAGGAAGCAAGAACACUGGUGUCGCGCACAUCCAGGCGGGGGCAUCGAGCUCGGCUACAACUUUGCACCGUGUCUCCUCUACUCCAGUGGCGUCAACCCUGCGUUCCACUUCAACCGCCUCGUCCGCUUCGCAGAAGACUGGCGCGGCAAGUGGAACCACUGCUGUUUCUGGGCCAGUCUUCACCGGUUCUGGAUUCUCGGUAUUGAAGACGAUUCCCGUCUAUGACAUGUUGUUGGUGUUUGUUGUUUCUAUUUUCUUCCUUUCUUAG